Molecule: messenger RNA, 918 nt
Organism: Pleurotus ostreatus (oyster mushroom)
Lineage: Eukaryota; Fungi; Basidiomycota; Agaricomycetes; Agaricales; Pleurotaceae
Exons: 6
Coding region: 1-918 (305 amino acids)
Source: RefSeq, a predicted model, not a curated record
AUGCCUGCAGAGCGUCAAAAACUACCAGAAGGAUUUGUGGAGGUCACUGGCUCACCUUCACAUAUUCUCUGCCAGAUUUGCACCAAGUCAGCCACACGGAAUGCCACUGCAAAGGCUGCUGCUAUGGCAACCAAGAGUGCAAUAGAUAACCCUGGGAGGGGUUCAUCGUCUAACACUGCGCCAAUUACUCUCCCUGCGAUCAGCAGAUAUACGGGGUCUGUGGAUGAUACUCACCGGCCUGGUAAUCAAAGCCUGUCUUUGAUGGAAAAUACAUUUGAAGAUGUGCAGAUGCACGGGACGGAAUAUUUGGACCAUGAUGGCAAUGAAAUGCAGUUCUCGGCUGGCAAUGUUCUCGACAGGAUUGCUGAUGCUCGCCACGACCUUCAUGAGCAAAUCGAAAGCAUUGGACUGCUCGAAGACCAUACAAUAUUUGGCCAGAUGUCGACGUCCAUCACUGACAUGGAUGUUCUUGAUGAAGAUGACACCAAUGUGACAGCUUUGGAAACUGCCUUUCAGCUGCUCGGAAUUGAUGACUUGGAAGAGGGGGAGGAAGAUCCUUUUGUGCCAGAGGAAGACAUGGAGGCAUCGAGCAAUGAUGAAUGGAAACCGCAUGGCUCGAAGACAAUGUUCAUGGUUGAUUUGCUUGACAACCUACCACGCUUGCGGCUAUCGGACGAUCAGCUCAAGGCUAUCCUUUGGGUGAUGCGUGAAUGCGGUGCCCCGGACGUACCCAGUUUCAGUUGCUUGCGCAGAAAGCAGGAGAAAAUGUUCCGUGAUAUGUGCCUCGCACCUGAGCAUCAUACAUCAUCUUUGGGAAACCAUUUCUUUGUUAACCAUCCGGCAAAAUUAUUAGCAUUGCGGAAAUCCCAAGAGAACGAGCUAGCGUUCUCGGGUAUGUUAUUGGUACUUAAAUACUAA